Molecule: messenger RNA, 2313 nt
Organism: Phytophthora sojae
Lineage: Eukaryota; Oomycota; Peronosporomycetes; Peronosporales; Peronosporaceae
Exons: 7
Coding region: 1-2313 (770 amino acids)
Biological process (GO): cellular response to gamma radiation; cellular response to X-ray; DNA recombination
Cellular component (GO): nucleus; Ku70:Ku80 complex
Molecular function (GO): double-stranded DNA binding; damaged DNA binding; telomeric repeat DNA binding
Source: RefSeq, a predicted model, not a curated record
AUGUCGCGAGCCAAGGAAGCUGUGGUGGUGCUGCUGGACGUGGGCGCCUCUAUGCGCGUGCCGCUGCGCGAGCGCGUGGCCGCUAGUGACAAGAACCGACAAGACCCGGGCGACGAGCUGCAGCACACGCGCUUCGCGGCCUCCAUCGCCGCCGUGGAGGGCGUCGUCCAGCAGAAGCUCUUCUUCAAGCCCAAGGACGAGGUCGGCAUCGUCGCCUACGGAUCGGAAGAUACGGACAACCAGCUGAAUGAGGAGCAAGGCGAGAGCGAGUAUCGGAACGUGCAGGUGGUGAACUCCAUCGACUCGCCGACGCUGCACAUGAUUAAGAGGCUGCGAGAGCUCAAACCGUCCAGAAGUGAGGACACGAAGGUGGACAUCCUGGACGGGCUGAUCGUGGCGCUGGACUUGCUGUUCCGUCGGACGGACGGCAAGAAGUACGACAAGCGGCUGAUGGUCAUUACCGACGCGGCUGCGAAGAUCGCGGACGCAGGGGACUUGGAGUCGGUCGUGACGAUGAUUCAGAACAUGGAAGUCAAGCUGCAAGUGAUUGGACUCGACUUCCAGCAUACGACAAUUAAGCCUCAAAAGGAUAAAGAAGGAGAUGAAGAGAUGCCGGAGGCCAACGUGAAGGACGAACCUGAUGCAGGUGGAGCACCUGGACCAGAGCGAAUUAAGGCUGAGAAUGAAAAGAUGCUCGUGUCUAUCGCGAAUGAAGUUGGAGGCGAAGUGUGCUCGGUGUCCAAGCGCAUGCACUUACUUGCUCAAGGGAUGAAGAAAACGGUGGCCCUGACGACAAAAUUUCGUGGUCCGCUGGAGUUUGGCGACGCACUGGGAAUUCCUGUCUAUUGCUACUUGAAGACCAAGACUGCGACAUUGCCAACUCUGUCAAAGGAAUCGCAAAGCUCGUAUGAGAAGGAGGCGGCCGGAAAAGUGAAACUCGACCGGCGCUAUACCUCCCCACAGAAUAUCGACGAAGAAGUCCCUCCAGACCAACAAGUGAAAGCGUAUCGCUACGGCGCGGAGAAGGUUCCGUUUGCUUCGGCCGACGUUGAAUUCUUCAAGUUUCAGACGGAGAAGUCGCUCAAGGUGCUGGGCUUUCUGGAUAAAGCGCAGAUCAAUCACGCCAAGUUCGUGGCUGGCACCGAUAUCUUCGUUGCUGAACCGGGGAAGCCGCAUGCUGCGACGUGCUUCGCCGCGUUAAUCGACGCGAUGGUGGAGCUGGACCAGGUGAUCGUGGCCCGCUUCGUCGCGAGAAAGAAUGCUGCGCCUAAGAUCGUGGCUCUCAUCCCCCACGCUCCGUCCUCUGGUCAGGGUGAAAACUACUACGCGAUGUGGUCCCAGCAGCUGCCGUACGAAGAAGACGUGCGCAACUACGAGUUUGCUCCGUUGAAGUCGCGCAAGUACACUCCGACUGACGGGCAGCAGGCCCUCGCGGAUAAACUAGUCGACAGCUUGAGUAUCCGCGAUGAUAAGGCCGACGAGGUGGGCGCGUGCUUCAACCCCGUGAUUCGGCGCUUCUUUCACGCGGUGUCGAUGCGUGCACUGGACGAGUCUGCUGGAGUUCCUGCCCUCCCAUCCUACAUGGAGGCUAGUUUGAAGAUGGAUCCUGCACGUCAAGAGAAGAUUUCGAGUUUAAUCGAGAAUUUCGGCGACGCUUUCCAGCUGAAGGAAGCGGUGAAGAAGGCGAAGGACCGCAAGAAGAAGUCGUUCUGGAGUGAUGUACCUGCCGCCUCUGUGAAAGAGGAGGACCUCAAGGAGGAGCAUGACGACGCCGCUGGAGGAGAUAACGCUGGCUCUGACUUGGAGCUCGACCUGGACGAGCUCUUGGAUAGCGGAGACGUCACCAGCGUGGGCUCCAUGAACCCCAUCGCCGACUUCGAAGAGCUGGUCGAGUCUUCCAAGUCGAAAGCGAGUCGUCGUCAGCAGCUCACCACAGCCGUCACUGGCAUGGAGACGCAGAUCGAGAAGUUCCUGAGCCAGAGCGGGUCGGAGUUCUACCCCAAGGCGCUGCAGUGCUUGACGCACUUCCGUAAGCGCAGUGUCGAGAUCCAGUACUCGUCGCAGUUCAACGAAUUCCUGACCAAGCUGAAGACUGUGCUGACGGAAGACUCGGAUGCGUGGAAGGCGGUGAAGAGCGCGGACAUCUCACUGCUCACGUCGGCGGAUGAUCCGAGUGUCGACGUCUCAGCCGCCGAAGCGCGCGCGUUCCUGUACGGCGAGGAAGAAGUGGACGUCAACCUGGCUGCAGCGUCGCUGUCGUCGCAACUCGAGGCCAUGGAGGAGGAAGACGACAUGUUCGCCGACUUUGAGUAA